GGAGUGACCCUGAUGAGAAGCAGAAAUGGGGAAAAAACUGGAUCUUUCCAAGCUUACUGAUGAAGAGGCCAAGCAUGUCUGGGAAGUUGUUCAGCGGGACUUUGACCUUCGGAGGAAAGAAGAGGAAAGACUUGAGGGGUUGAAGGGCAAGAUUAAGAAGGAAAGCUCCAAGAGGGAGCUGCUUUCGGAUACCACCCAUCUGAAUGAGACCCACUGUGCCCACUGCCUGCAGCCCUACCGGCUCCUUGUGAACAGCAAAAAGCAAUGCGUGGAAUGUGGACUCUUCACCUGCAAAAGCUGUGGCCGUGUCCACUCAGAGGAGCAGGGCUGGCUCUGCGACCCCUGCCACCUGGCCAGAGUCGUGAAGAUCGGCUCACUGGAGUGGUACUAUGAGCAUGUGAAAGCCCGCUUCAAGCGGUUCGGGAGUGCCAAAGUGAUCCGGUCCCUCCACGGGCGACUGCAGAGCAGAGGUGAGUCUGAGCUUAGCCCUGGAGAGAGAAGUGGAGACAGCGACCAGACAGACGAGGAUGGAGAUCCGGACUCAGAGGCCCAGGCCCAGCCCCUUGGCAGCAAAAAAAAGCGCCUUCUCUCCUUCCACGACUUGGACUUCGAGGCAGACUCAGAUGACUCCACUCAGCCUCAAGGUCACCCCCUGUGCCUGUCCUCAGUCACCACAGCCACGGACAGCCUGCAGUCUCUCACAGAUGGACCCUACUCAGAGGAAACAGUUUCCCAGAAGGCUGUGGGCCUAGAGGAGGCUGACACUGGGGCUUCUGGGUGCCACCCUCAUCCCAAAGAGCAGACAGACAGCCUCUUGCCUUCCAGACAAGACACUCUUGCUGAGCUCUGCCUGCCUGGAGAUUCCCACGGGACAGCUCUGGGAAUUGCUGCUGCACCAGGACCGAACGUUACCAGGAAGGAGCAUCUGCUCCCCCAGUAUCUGGCUGAUGUGGACACCUCUGAUGAAGAAAGCAUUCGGGCUCACAGGGUGGCCUCCCACCAUUCCAAACGCAGGGGUCGGAUUUCCUCUGAGAGUCAGAUCUUUGAGCUGAAUAAGCGCAUGUCAGCUGUGGAACGCCUGCUGACCCACCUGGAGAACACAGUCAUGCCAUCCUCAGCCAAGAGUCUAGUUGCUGGAGAGCACACAGGGGCUGACAUAGAGGAAGAAACCCUGAAGAGAAAGCUGGAGGAGCUGACCAGCAACGUCAGCGACCAGGGGGCCUCGUCUGAGGAGGAGGAGGGCAAGGAUGAAGAGGCAGAGUCGGACAGGGGCAUCUCUGUCGGGGCCCUCCCCGAGACAGACCCACAGGUGUGCACAGCAGCAGGCCAAACACACAGACAGGAAAAGAGUCCACAGGGCCAUGGAGACCCCGCCCAGCACAACAGGACCACGGAUGAGGAGCUGUCAGAGCUGGAGGACAGAGUGGCUGUGACGGCCUCAGAAGUCCAGCAGGUGGAGAGUGAGGUUUCGGAUAUCGAGUCCAGGAUUGCAGCCUUGAGGGCUGCAGGGCUAACGGUAAAACCCUCAGGAAAGCCCCGGAGGAAGUCAAACCUCCCGGUAUUUCUUCCUCGUGUUGCUGGGAAACUUGGCAAGAGUCCAGAGGACCCAAAUGCAGACCCUUCAAAUGAGGCCAAGGCAACCGCUUUGCCCUAUCUCCUGAGGAGAAAGUUCAGUAAUUUCCCUCCAAGUCAAGGUAAGAUUCCCCUGUUUCCCUUACCCCAAGGGCCUCGGAA
Carlito syrichta (Philippine tarsier) is the source of this 1734-nucleotide messenger RNA. It is a transcript of the gene MLPH, whose product is annotated as melanophilin. The transcript has 13 exons. NCBI's taxonomy places the organism in Eukaryota, Metazoa, Chordata, Mammalia, Primates, Tarsiidae. Gene Ontology annotation, molecular function: actin binding; small GTPase binding; myosin binding. The annotation marks the transcript as partial. Gene Ontology annotation, biological process: intracellular protein transport. The record is from RefSeq and is a predicted model, not a curated record. Gene Ontology annotation, cellular component: cortical actin cytoskeleton.